AUGGCUAGCCAUUCUACCUAUGAGUAUGAGGAUAGGGGUCAGAGGAUGCGACAUAGGGUUGGUACCACUUCUAGGCCUGCUGAUUCCACCGUAGCCUGCACCAGUGGCCAGUAUUAUGUGGGCCCAAGCAGCGACAUUAGUGAGGAAGACCUUGCAGACCUGCCUUCCUGCGUUUACGCGGGCAGAUCCACCCAACACGUCGCUCACACCUCCUCACACACUCAUUCUCCUCUCCAUUACCACAUGCCUGUUUCUACACCUGAUCAUAAUGAUACAGAGAUAAAUGGUGUAGAAGAGGGCUACUAUCCAAAUGGCAGUCCCUACAGAAUCCAGCGGCACGCCGCCAACAUUCGCGAAAGAAAACGCAUGCUGAGCAGCAUCAACUCGGCUUUCGACGAGCUACGAGUUCACGUACCAACGUUUCCGUAUGAAAAGAGGCUAUCGAAGAUUGACACUUUGCGCCUGGCUAUAGCGUACAUUGCUCUACUUCGAGAAGUGUUGGCCGCCAGGCUCGAUCCACUCACUUACGUCGAGAGGUGCCUUAGGGGGGAAAUAAACGGUGAACGUGCGGAAUGGAACACCAGUGAUCUGACUGCACGUUUGUCAUGGAUAAAUUGGGAGAAUCUAGGCGUGAAUCCUAAUCGACGAUCGGUUCUAACCACACUCGCCCUGACGACGGACAAUAUGAAUUAAAAAAUGAAAAAAACGUAAAGGAUAACCGCAGACGAAUUCUCCUUUUCUUU
Messenger RNA from Habropoda laboriosa, 743 nucleotides. RefSeq names its product basic helix-loop-helix transcription factor amos (gene Fer2). NCBI's taxonomy places the organism in Eukaryota, Metazoa, Arthropoda, Insecta, Hymenoptera, Apidae. Gene Ontology annotation, biological process: developmental process; regulation of transcription by RNA polymerase II. The record is from RefSeq and is a predicted model, not a curated record. The transcript is spliced from 5 exons. The coding region runs from base 1 to 693 and encodes 230 amino acids. Gene Ontology annotation, molecular function: RNA polymerase II transcription regulatory region sequence-specific DNA binding; protein dimerization activity; DNA-binding transcription factor activity, RNA polymerase II-specific.